Molecule: messenger RNA, 2393 nt
Organism: Morone saxatilis (striped sea-bass)
Lineage: Eukaryota; Metazoa; Chordata; Actinopteri; Moronidae
Product: heparan sulfate glucosamine 3-O-sulfotransferase 5
Exons: 4
Coding region: 421-1458 (345 amino acids)
Molecular function (GO): [heparan sulfate]-glucosamine 3-sulfotransferase activity
Source: RefSeq, a predicted model, not a curated record
GGGCGCUCGGGUGGUAGUGGACUUCAGAAAGGCUUCCUGACAGAAAAGGUACCAGUGCCUUCGCGACGGGACGCCCAUUGAGUGCUUCUUUUCCUGCGCGGUCUUUGCGCGCCUGGCGGUCCGAGCGCGCACGCUGGAGCUGAUCAUCCGAAUCGGAGCCCUCCUCCACACCUGCCGCCGCCACUUGUCUAAACUCGAGCCCGCACGCCUCCGGGGGAGAUGUGGGGAGGCUUUCUGACCUCCCGGUUGUUCCUCCUGAGCGUCUGGCUGGAAGGGUAGCCGCCGUGUCCAGAGGAGGAUGCCGAACAGAUACUGGAUCUGAGUGUGUGCAUAAAGAAGCAUCCUGGUGCAAAUCACCACCUCUGGCAGUCAUGAGGAAUAGAGGGCUGAAGACGCAGUCCUGAAGAUUGAUGGAGGGCCAUGCUAUUCAAACAGCAGGCAUUGCUGAGACAGAAGCUCUUCGUUCUGGGCAGCCUCGCUAUCGGAAGUGUCCUCUAUCUUGUGGCCAGGGUUGGGACCUUGGAUAGGCUACAGCCCAUUUGCCCCAUUGAGAGCAGACUGCCCCUUCCUGAGCCAGAGCAGAUCCCUCUCCGCACCCUGCAGUUUAAGCGUGGCCUGCUCCAUGAACUACGCAAGGGCAAUGCCACCAAAGAGCAAAUCCGCCUGCACAACUUGGUCCAACAGCUGCCUCGGGCCAUCAUCAUUGGGGUGCGAAAAGGGGGCACCCGCGCCCUGCUGGAGAUGCUCAACUUGCAUCCAGCAGUGGUCAAGGCCUCGCAGGAGAUCCACUUCUUUGACAAUGACCAAAACUAUGCCCGGGGCAUCGACUGGUACAGGGAGAAAAUGCCCUUCUCCUUCCCUCAUCAGAUCACCAUUGAGAAGAGCCCCGCCUACUUCAUCACAGAGGAGGUCCCUGAACGCAUCUUCAAGAUGAACUCCUCCAUCAAGCUGCUUAUCAUCGUCCGUGAGCCCACCACCAGAGCUGUGUCCGACUACACGCAAGUGCUGGAGGGCAAGGAGCGCAAGAACAAGACCUACCACAAGUUUGAAAACCUUGCCAUCGACACCAACACUUGCGAGGUUAACACAAAGUACAAGGCGGUGCGGACCAGCAUCUACACCAAACACCUGGAGCGCUGGCUGAAGUACUUUCCGGUGGAGCAGUUCCACAUCGUGGACGGGGACCGUCUCAUCACGGACCCUCUGCCUGAGUUGCAGCUCGUCGAGCGAUUCCUCAACCUUCCUUCCAGGAUCAGCCAGUAUAACCUGUACUUCAAUGCCACCAGGGGAUUCUACUGUCUGCGAUUUAACAUUGUCUUCAACAAGUGCCUCGCAGGCAGCAAGGGCCGCAUCCAUCCAGAGGUGGACCCGUCGGUGGUGACUAAACUGCAGAAGUUCUUUCACCCCUUCAAUCAGAAGUUUUACCAGAUUACUGGUAGGACAUUCAACUGGCCAUGAUGAGCUUCGGACUCCUUCAGUGAGAUUGCUUGGAUUGGUGUUAUAUAAAACGCCAAGCUACAGGAUCUCGAAAGAUAUUAAUAGCACUUUGAUUGAUUUUGAAUGGCAGUGUGACCAAAUAUAAAAGGGACUUGGUGUAAGUUUGUUUUUACGUGUGCGAAAAUACAACAAAAUAGUUUGAUGACUAAAAGAUUCAGUUCAAAGCACCUGAUCUCGCAAAUUAAUUCACCUGUCUGUCAUUGUUCCCCAUAAGGAAAAAGAAAAAAAUCCAGUACUGAAAUGUGAUUAACUGAAGAGAUUAUUUUUGUUGCUCUUUAGAAGACUAUCAAACACACAACAUUCACGCUGUUAAGAUAAGCUUUAGGUGUGAUGCUUUUCUCAUGAUUAAACACUUUAAAAGAAGACAAAAUGACAUUUGAUAAACAACAAAAUUGUUUAUUUGUUCCCCAUCAUGUUGUUUAUUCGACCAAAACUGCAUGUGCAAUCAAGAUGCCAUUCUAACACUGUAGAUUCUUGUAUCAGUUGUCAGCUCAUAACAUUUUUCACCACAUUAUAUUUUUAAUUUAUUCUGUGAUUAAUCCAUUACAAGGUGACCUCUUUUAACUCUCAACACAGCACCCAGUCUGAAGAUCAGAACAGGCUCAUCAGAGAAGGAUCUAGUGUUUCAAGCUUGACUCAGAGCAUUUACGAAACCUUCAAAGCAUUUAAGACUCAAGCUUGUGUUUUUAAUGUAUGUAUGUUGUUUCCUCGCCCCCCAACAGCUUUUUCAUUGCGAAACAUCUGGCAGAAAAGCGAUAGUGGAAAAAAAAAAGUUGUCCUCCGAUGAUUCUCGUCAAACCAACUGUUUAUUCUAUGAUGAUUAGCAAAAUUUGUCUGUUUCUGUGCUAAUAUUCAUUCUGUAUCAUAAGUGUGUUGUUAAAAAAGGUGAAAUUAAA